This is a messenger RNA of Eleginops maclovinus (Patagonian blennie), 630 nucleotides long. It is a transcript of the gene dusp19a, whose product is annotated as dual specificity phosphatase 19a. Lineage: Eukaryota; Metazoa; Chordata; Actinopteri; Perciformes; Eleginopidae. The coding region runs from base 1 to 630 and encodes 209 amino acids. The transcript has 4 exons. Gene Ontology annotation, molecular function: JUN kinase phosphatase activity. Gene Ontology annotation, cellular component: cytoplasm. Gene Ontology annotation, biological process: regulation of MAP kinase activity; protein dephosphorylation. The record is from RefSeq and is a predicted model, not a curated record.
AUGCAGUCCCUGACCGCAGAGAUCCAGAGCUUCUCUCGCUCGCGGCUCAGGAAGCAGUGCACCCGUGUGACGUCACUGAGCGGCCGGCGGAUCAUCGAGACGUGGAAGGGCUCCACGAUCACUGUGGUGGAGGACCCCGUCCCCCCAGAGAGGAUGCUGGGAUACGUCCCCGACACUUCCUGGGACUUGCAGGUCGGCAUCGUCAAACCCUACCUGCUGCUGGGUUCACAAGAUGCUGCACACGACUUUGGCACUCUCAGAAAACACAAGGUGUCUAACAUCCUGAACGUGGCCUUCGGCGUGGAGAACGUGUUCCCCGACCUGUUCAUCUAUAAGACGGUCAGUAUUCUGGAUCACCCCGACGCCGACGUGCUGCUCCACCUGCAGGACUGCUGCGCCUUCAUCCAGCAGGCCCGCAGCGAGAAGGGCGUGGUGUUGGUCCACUGCAACGCCGGCGUGUCCCGGGCCCCGGCAGUGGUGAUUGGCUACCUGAUGUCAUGUGACGGCCAGUCGUUUGACGCCGCUCUCUCAUUGGUCAAAUCGGCCCGACCGGUUUCCUCUCCGAACCCCGGCUUCCUGGAGCAACUGAGGGGCUUCAAAACGCCGCCGGUCAACGGGUCCAAACACUGA